Ipomoea nil (Japanese morning glory) is the source of this 2276-nucleotide messenger RNA. RefSeq lists its product as uncharacterized. The record is from RefSeq and is a predicted model, not a curated record. The transcript has 2 exons. NCBI's taxonomy places the organism in Eukaryota, Viridiplantae, Streptophyta, Magnoliopsida, Solanales, Convolvulaceae. Bases 405 to 1961 code for a protein of 518 amino acids.
AGAGAGAAAACAGGGAGGGGGAAAGAGACUCGGGGUUUUUCGUUAAGUCUUGGGUUUUCUGUUAUUACUUUGUUCAUGGCCAUCUUUAUGCACAUCUUAAUAAAUUUCUGAUUUUUACUCUGUAAGUUUCCUGAAAAUUCUCCCCAAAAAAAAAAUUGAAGAAAAGGGCAUCUGUGUUUUUUUUUUUUUUUUGUUUAUUAUUUUCUGAAAAAAGAUUAGAAAUAAAAAGGUUAACAUAGAUACGGAAUUCAGAGAGUCUGUCUGGGACUGAUCUCUUACAUCCCAACCCAAAAUGCUACUUAUUAUUAUCUGAUUUCUUUGUGGAAAAGAUUAGUACAUGCCAGAUUUGAGCUGUUUUUUGUUCCCAAGUUUGCUUUGAUCUGGAGUUGUGUUGUAGGUGUGUGAUGGAUGAUCAAGAUUUGAAGUUCAUGUGCAAGCUGUGUAAGAAGAAGUAUCCAUGUGGGAAGUCACUGGGGGGUCACAUGAGGUCUCAUGUGAAUGUGAUUCCAACUUCUUCAUCAUCUGAGUUAGAUGAGAUGAAAAAGAUGGCAUCUUUGAAGAUGCAGGCAAGAUUUGAGCUUGGUGGGAAUUCUGGGUAUGGCUUAAGAGAGAACCCUAGGAAGACAUGGAGGGCAACAGGCUCCAACCUCUCUGUGCCCCAAGAAAAGGUGUGUAAGCAAUGUGGGAAAGUUUUCCAGUCCAUCAAAGCACUGUGUGGCCACAUGGCUUGCCACUCAGAGAAAGAGAAGGGUGGUGGGUUGAAGGAUGAGCAUUCUUGGACUAGUGAGAGCAAGAAGGUUAUGGUGAUGGAUAGCAAUUCUGACACAGAGGCAGAGGACCUGAGGAACAAAUCAUCUUCUGCAAGGCCUAAGAGGUACAAGAAAAUUGUCCACACUUGUUCAUUUACUUUGCCUAAUCAUGUUGUUAAUACUGGGUCUGAGAUGUUUGAGCAAGAUCAACAGGAAGUAGCCAAGUGUCUGAUGAUGUUGUCUAGGGAUUCUGGGAACUGGGAUGGUGUUAGUUCAUUUAUGGAGUCUUCUGAUAAUAACUCUGUGGUUUUAGAGACUAAAUCAUCUUCUAUUGACAUGAAAACUCCUAAAAUGGAUGCCUCCAAUAGAAAUGAAUCACCCAAAACCAGGAAAAUCAAAGGUAUUGCAGAUGCUGAGGUUAUAGAGUCUGAGAAUUCUGAUUCCAUGUACUUCUUAGGUGAAAAUAAGACAGCCGAAUCAGAUGUUUCUGUUGAUGGAUUCCACAGAUUCGAGUCUAGGAUUAGUGUUGAAACUAGACGUGACGGUUCUAUUGCUGAAAAGGACCAUUUGAAGGUCAUGAAUAGAAUCAAAGGGUAUAUAAAGUCAAGAUCAGGAUCAAAGGACUACGAUUAUCGUGAUUUUGGAGUGGCUUCAAAUGCAGGGAAGCAUGAUUCAAGAAAGAAAAGCAAAGAUAGCUCUUAUGAUCCUGAAUACAAAACGGGUUCCUAUAAGAAGAUAAGGCUCAGUUUCUCUGAUACUAAGAAGAAGAAGAAGUAUGAGUGUUUGAACUGUAAGAAGAUCUUUAGCUCUUAUCAGGCUCUUGGUGGACAUAGACCGUGCCAUAAAAGAACUCUCGAGUCAAGAUACGAGACUGGUGAGAACCGUCUGGAUGUUGAUACUACCUAUAAUAAUAACAUAAAUGGUGGCAACCAUAGGGAGUCUCUUGGUAGCAGAAAAGCAACUGGUGAAGGUUCAGCUUGCUACUUGGGGACAAAGAUUAAGGCCAAGAACGCAAAGGGCCACGAAUGCCCGUUUUGCCACAGGGUUUUCAAGUCUGGUCAAGCUUUAGGUGGUCAUAAACGGUCACAUUUUAUGGAUGGGGCUGAAGAAAAUAGGCACCGGACUCAAGUUAUCAAAGCAGCAAUACCCGGUUUACUUGAUCUUAAUGUUGUUCCCGUUGAGACUGCAAAUGAUGUGCAGUUCAUGUGGUAAGCAGACAGGUAUUUCUUUAGGAAGCUGCUGGCAUGUACAAACAAGUUGGAGGGCAGAGUUUUCACACCCUGCUGAUUCUUGUUAACACCAAUGAUGUUUGUAAGAUCGAGCCUCUCAAUUUCUCAUACCAUCCCAUUUACAUAUUCUCAUAGAAUAUGCCUAAACUUUUUGCUAAUUAAGUUCAUACAUUUGUUCGGCUCCAAAUGAUAACAUUAUGUCCAAAUUUUCUAUUCCUCCUAUGAUCUAUAUAUAAUCUAUUCUUCUGUUACAGACCCUUAAAGAAAACUUAACUGCUUCUUUUGCCAUUUUUCGCAU